GGUAGAUAAAGCCGGGGAAAAACAGGAAUGCCCGGUCCGGCGGGAGGGCGGCAGGAAGCAGCGAGCGCUGCAGAUGAUGCCAUGGACGGGGGGGCCCAGCAGAGCGGCAUCCGGGACCCCCCCGGGUUGGGCAGCGUGGAGCAGGAGGGGGAUGUGGGCGAGGGGCCGCCCGCCACCGACCUGCGCCGCUCGCAGCCCCUCUUCAUCCACAGCACCAGCCGGACGGUGUCAGAGGAGGAGCCGCGUGCCUCAUCGCUGCCCAACAUCCCCAACCCCUUCCCCGAGCUCUGCAGCCCUUCCAAUUCGCCCAUCCUCAGCAGCCUCCCCGGCGGGCAGGGACCCCCCCGUGAAGGCGCCUGCCACCUGGUGAAGGUGUUCAGCGAGGACGGGUCGUGCCGCUCGCUGGAGGUGUCAGCGGGCACAACGGCGCGGCAGCUGUGCGAGAUGCUGGUGCAGAGGACGCACGCACUGCACGACCACAGCUGGGCCCUGGUGGAGCUGCACCAGCACCUGGCACUGGAGCGCUGCCUGGAGGACCACGAGUCGGUGGUGGAGGUGCAGAGCGCGUGGCCCCUCGGUGCCGACAGCCGCUUCGUCUUCCGCAAGAACUUCGCCAAGUAUGAACUCUUCAAGAGCAGCGCGCAGUCCCUCUUCCCUGAGGUGAUGGUGUCCAGUUGUCUGGAGGCAAACAAGAGCAUGGCGCACUCGGAGCUCAUCCAGAACUUCCUGAACUCUGGGAGCUGCCCCGAGGUGCAGGGCUUCCUGCAGCUGCGCGAGGCCAGCCGCAAGGUCUGGAAGCGUUUCUACUUCUCCCUGCGCCGCUCGGGGCUCUACUACUCCACCAAGGGCACAUCCAAGGACCCCCGGCACCUGCAGUACUUCGCUGACCUCACCGAGUCCAACAUCUACUACGUGACACAGGGCAAGAAGCACUAUGGGACACCCACCGAGUUCGGGUUCUGCAUCAAGCCCUACAAGGUGCGCAGUGGGGUGAAGGGCCUGAAGCUGCUCUGCAGUGAGGAUGAACAGAGUCGGACCUGCUGGAUGGCAGCAUUCCGCCUCUUCAAGUAUGGCAUGCAGCUCUACCGCAACUACCAGCAAGCGCAGGCACGCCUGAGCCAGCACCCCUGGAUCACCCCAACACCACUGCAGAGCGUGUCAGACAGCGCGCUGGUGGCCAUGGACUUCUCGGGGUGCACGGGGAGGGUGAUUGAGAACCCCAGCGAGGUGCUGACAGCAGUGCUGGAGGAGGCGCAGGCCUGGAGGAAGAAGACGACGCACCGGUACAGCCUGCCUGCCGCCUGCCAGAGCUCCCCGCUCAGUGCUGCCAUCCAUCGCACCCAGCCGUGGUUCCACGGGCGCAUCUCGCGGGAGGACACCCAGCAGCUCAUUGGCCGCCAGGGGCUGGUGGAUGGUGUGUUCCUGGUGCGGGAGAGUCAGCGCAACCCCAAGGGCUUCGUGCUGUCCCUGUGCCACCUGCAGAAAGUCAAGCACUAUCUCAUCCUGCCGAGUGAGGAGGAGGGGCGGCUCUACUUCACCAUGGACGACGGACAGACCCGCUUCGCUGACCUCAUCCAGCUCGUGGAGUUCCACCAGAUCAACCGCGGCAUCCUGCCCUGCAAGCUGCGGCACUACUGCACCUGCGUGGCCCUAUGAGGCUGGCGCUGCCGGCGCGGCUUGGCGCGGCUCAGCAUGGCAUUGCCGGCAGAAAUUGGCACAGCUUGGCACGGCAUUGCUGGCAUAGGUUGGCACAGCUCGGCACCGUGCAGCAGCGCUGGCACAGCUCGACACAGCCAACACGGCACAGCCCUGCCAGCACACAAGGGCACCGCUCGCAGCAGUGCGCGCAGGGACGAGGGGGGCUCACCCCACACCCCGCUGCUGUGGCCCCUCACACUCUUGCACUUUGUCCCCCCCAGCGCCAGCCCCUCCAUUCUCACAGGGUCAUGGCUGCAGACCCCUCCGCCCCAUCUCCAGGGGGCUCGUGGAGAUGCCCCCCUCCCCAUCAGGAGGAUGCGGGGCUUGGGGUCCCCACCACACUUCCCUAUGCUCCCCCAAGGCCAGUCGAACUGUGAUGUGUUUUAUACAAAGUGAGAAUAAACGUUAUUUUUUCAGA
Messenger RNA from Gallus gallus (chicken), 2116 nucleotides. RefSeq names its product growth factor receptor bound protein 7 (gene GRB7). The transcript is spliced from 15 exons. Lineage: Eukaryota; Metazoa; Chordata; Aves; Galliformes; Phasianidae. The record is from RefSeq and is a predicted model, not a curated record. Bases 28 to 1656 code for a protein of 542 amino acids. Gene Ontology annotation, biological process: signal transduction.